AUGGGAUGUUUCCUUUUCUUUUCUUCAUUUCUCUGUUUUGUGUUGCUAAUAAGUGGAUGUUUUUCUUCAUCCAUUGAUCAUCAUCUUUGCUCUCCCACUGAAGCUUCUGCUUUGCUUCAGUUUAAGCAACCCUUUGAGAUUACAUCCGAGUACUCUUGUCAUUUCCGAGGACAAGCUUCUUUCCCGAAAACAAAGUCUUGGAAUGAGAGUAGGGAUUGUUGUACUUGGGACGGAGUCACUUGUGACAUGUUAAACGGUCAUGUUAUUGGGUUGGACCUUAGUUGCAGUCUGCUAAAAGGAACUAUUCAUCCGAAAAGCAGCCUCUUCCAACUUCUUUAUCUUCAAACACUAAACCUUGCUUACAAUAACUUUUCAACUUCUUCAAUCCCACAUAACAUUGGCCGAUUGACAAAUUUGAGGAAUCUCAACCUUUCUUAUUCUUACUUUGAUGGGAAAAUCCCAACAGAAAUCUCAUUGCUUUCCAAUUUAGUUUCACUUGAUCUUUCUCCUCCUUAUAAGUAUGGAUUACAACUUGAUCAGAGAACAUUUGAGGCAAUGCUUCACAACUUGACAAAUCUGGAGGUACUAUCUCUCUCUUUUGUCAACAUCUCAUCUCCGAUACCUGUGAAUAUUUCUUCCUCCUUAAGGUACAUGGAUCUUGAAUAUACUAAUCUGCGAGGUGUUCUCACAGAGAACUUUUUUCUUAUGCCAAACUUGGAAAGGCUUAAAUUGGGUUUCAAUGCUCUUCUCAAAGGAGUUUUACCAAAGAUCCACCCGAGCAGUACUCUGUUGGAGUUGGAUAUUUCAUACACAGGAAUCUCCGGUGAGCUGCCUGAUUCAAUUGGCACCUUGAGUUCUUUGAAUAUCUUGUACUUCCGUGGAUGUGAAUUUUCUGGUCACAUUCCUGAUUCCAUUGGCAAUCUUACACAAAUUCGGGAGUUGAUUUUAUCUGAUAAUCGUUUCACUGGCCACAUUCCUUCCACAAUCUCUAAAUUGAAGCACCUCACACAUUUAGUUCUUGAGUCCAAUUCCUUUUCAGGUGAAAUUCCAGAUGUUUUCUCUAACCUCCAAGAGCUACGUUAUUUACAUCUUUAUAGUAACAGCUUCAUUGGUUCGUUUCCUUCUACAAUUUUAAACUUGAUACAUCUUCAAUACUUAGACUUGUCGAGUAAUUCCCUAUCUGGCUCACUGCCCAGCAAUGCAAGCAUGUUUCCAAAGCUAACCGAGCUGGAUUUGUCAUACAACUCACUGAAUGGUACCAUACCAUCUUGGGUGCUUAGCCUCCCUUUGCUAACAUCACUGUCGCUCCAAAAUAAUCAAUUUAGUGGACUAGCCGAUGAGCUCAAAAAUAACCCAACAUUAGAAUACCUGUUUUUAAGCAAUAAUCAACUCAGUAGUUCUUUUCCUCAAUCUCUUGCGAAUCUCACAAACCUUUUUACCCUUGACAUUUCAUCAAAUAACAUCACGGGUGAUGCGGGAAUAAAUAUCACCUUUCCUAGCCUAGAAAAAGUGUUCUUAUCAUCUUGUGAAUUGAGGGAUUUUCCACACUUCUUGAGAAAUGUAAACACACUUCAGGUCUUGGAUAUUUCUAACAAUAAGAUUCGUGGUCAAAUCCCUAACUGGUUUAGCAGCAUGAGGUGGAACUCGUUGCAGUUCUUAAACCUUUCUCAUAAUUCAUUAACAGGCCAUCUACCACAAUUUCAUUAUUAUAGUCUAAAGUAUCUUGAUCUUAAAUUUAACUUCCUUCGGGGGUCACUACCUUUAUCCAUUUGUAACAUGAAUAGCCUUAGCCUUCUGGAUUUAUCACACAACAACUUCAGUGGCUCUGUUCCACAUUGCUUCGGCAGCAUGGUUGAGCUAUCUGUGUUAGACUUUAGAAGAAAUAACUUCACAGGGAGUCUUCCACCAUUUUGUGCACAGACCGAUUCAUUGAAAACCAUCGUCUUGAAUGGUAAUCUAUUGAAAGGACCUGUCCCUGUGUCGUUGCUCAACUGUGUUGGUUUAGAAGUUCUUGAUUUGGGGAAUAACGCUAUAAAUGACAUAUUUCCAGCUUGGCUAGGAACACUUCAAGAACUGCAGGUCCUAAUAUUAAAGUUCAAUCUGUUCCAUGGACCUAUAAGUACUUGUCAGACUGAGUUUUGCUAUCCCAAAUUGCGAAUUUUUGAUCUUUCUCGUAAUGAAUUCAGUGGAUCACUUCCUGCAAAAGCUUUUGGAAACUUCAAGGCAAUGAUCAAAUUAGAUGGUGAAGAUACAAGAGAGAUCAAGUACAUGGAACCAUAUGAGAAUUUCUCUUACACAUCGUAUGAGAAUUCAGUGAGGUUGGUAAUCAAAGGGCACGAUACUGAGCUAGAAAGAAUCAGCACAAUUAUGACAACCAUAGAUCUCUCAAGCAACCAUUUUGAAGGUGUCAUUCCGAAAACACUAAAGGAUCUCAGCUCACUUUGGCUACUCAAUUUAUCCCAUAACAAUCUCAUAGGUCAUAUUCCAAUGGAAUUGGGGCAAUUGAAUAUGCUUGAAGCAUUAGAUCUCUCCUGGAAUCGGCUCACUGGAAAGAUACCACAGGGAUUGACAAGAAUGAACUUUUUAACAGUCUUAAACCUCUCUCAAAAUCAUCUCGUUGGACCAAUUCCUCACGGUCCACAAUUCAACACAUUUGAAAAUGGUUCGUAUGGUGGCAACCUUGAUUUAUGUGGUCCUCCUCUAUCAAAGCAAUGCGGAACGAGUGAUUCAUCACAUGUUCCUCAACCAUUGGAGUCCGAAGAAGAUGAAGACGAGUCAUAUUUUUUUAGUGGAUUUACGUGGGAAUCAGUAGUCUUAGGCUACAGUUUUGGACUCGUUGCUGGAACGGUUGUGUGGAGCCUCAUUUUUAAAUAUCGUAAACCAAAAUGGUUUGUCGAAUUUUUUGAAGGCAUUUUUCCCAAGAAAAUGAGAAGGUCAAAGAAGAGAAGGCCAAGACAAAGGACAUAA
Molecule: messenger RNA, 2967 nt
Organism: Solanum tuberosum (potato)
Lineage: Eukaryota; Viridiplantae; Streptophyta; Magnoliopsida; Solanales; Solanaceae
Product: receptor-like protein 12
Exons: 1
Coding region: 1-2967 (988 amino acids)
Molecular function (GO): protein binding
Source: RefSeq, a predicted model, not a curated record